Molecule: messenger RNA, 991 nt
Organism: Condylostylus longicornis
Lineage: Eukaryota; Metazoa; Arthropoda; Insecta; Diptera; Dolichopodidae
Exons: 2
Coding region: 195-755 (186 amino acids)
Source: RefSeq, a predicted model, not a curated record
CAACGAUUUAAAUCAGAUAUGUAUGUAAUUUUGUUUUUAAAACAAAUUAAAAAUUAAGUAUUCCCCAACUCUAGCUUCGUGUGGCGCAUGAUCCAAGUUUUGUAUCUACAUGUGUGUUCUCACUGCUUUUUCGGGAUAUCUAUAAGGUAUCUGUAUAAUUAGGAUUCUAAAAUUUUUAGCUGCAAAAAAUAAAAAUGGAAGAGCAAAAUUCUUACGAAUAUCAGUGCAUGAGAGCUGAAUUACUUGGUUUGGAAAAACCAGAUAAGGAAGCUUUUGAUUUAGAACAACAAAAAUUGCGUGAGCAGGAACUGCGGGAUGUAGAACUUGCUGAAGCCCUAUCUGUUGAAAGUGAGAGCUGUGAAAAAACAAAAGGAAAGCUUGAUGAGCUAAAUACCUUACUAUCCAGAACCCAACAAAAAAUUAAUACUUUUACGGGUUCACCAGUAAAAACUCUAACUAGGAUGUUUAGCAAACAAAAAAUUGAGGCAGAUGAACCAAAUGAUCUACCUAAGAAAGAUAAUAAUAUUAACGGAAAUGAUGUAGCUGACAAUACAGGCUCAUUGAAUUUGCAAUCAACCCAGUGUGCAACGUCCUCCAAUAUAAUGAAUCAAGAAUGUAAAACAAGAUCUAUGGAAAUCGAUAAAAAGAUGUCUUCACAUUUAGAUAAAUUAGACGAGCUAAUUAAUAAAGCUGAAAAAGCUGAUAUGUCUAUGGCACAUCAAAAUAAACAAAUGAAAAAAUUUAUUAACAAAUAAAGUUCUGAAAACAAGAAAAGUCGAUAUCUGCUGUCAGCACUAGUUCAUCAAAUCGAAUCUUAACAUUAUCACUUAACAUCAGCACUGGUUCCGUGCUCGUUUCGUAAUGGACGAAAUUUUUUUUAAGCCUUUUUCAAAAAAUUAACUUUGUAUCCUUCCACAUUUUUUUUAACUUUAUUUCUUUUUAUCAUGUUGUAGUAAUCAAUAAAUAUAAACUGAUAUAGAUAUUUCAAAUA